Messenger RNA from Guillardia theta CCMP2712, 369 nucleotides. RefSeq lists its product as hypothetical. The coding region runs from base 1 to 369 and encodes 122 amino acids. The record is from RefSeq and is a predicted model, not a curated record. Lineage: Eukaryota; Cryptophyceae; Pyrenomonadales; Geminigeraceae. The transcript has a single exon.
AUGGAGAGUGUGGAGCGUAGAGCACAGGGGGGCAUCAAUGAGAAGUCUAUGAUGGAAGCGAAGCAGAGACUAGCAAACUUAGCUCACGGGCAGGACACCAAGGGGAUCAAAUUCUCCGGAGAAGCGCUGCAUCAUCUCUACUACAGCACCAAGUUUGAGCGACGGGGACUCUUGUUGUACUCGAUUGUGGGAAAUAUUCUCAAUCCAAACUCGUCGGUCGUGCCUGAUCUUCGGUCGGCUCUACAGAAAUCCUUGACCAAAAGCAUGUCGUCAAAACCUCUUCUGCGAGUCGCUUCCAUCGGCGGUGGACCAGGCAAGUUCGUGUUCUCGACUUGGAGAUGCUUGCAAGCAGCGCGCAGUCUCUUGUGA